GGGUAGCCCUGGAGCCUGAAUAUGUUCAAUGAAUUCCUAAUAACCCUUUUCUUUGCUGUCACACAUCUGUUUGUGUCCGUUCUACUUUAUUUUGUUGCUACUGUCCAGGCCAGGCCGGUCGAGACGGACGCGAUGGCAUUCCGGGGGCCUCCGGACUCCAGGGCCCGCCUGGACAGAAAGGAGACCUUGGACAGCCUGGAACUAAAGGGGCCAAGGGGUGGGGGAGCGAAGGGGGUCAAAGGAGACACCGGACUGCAAGGGCCCAAAGGAGAGAAAGGCUCACAAGGGGCUUCUGCAAACAAUGGUUUAGGAGCAAAGGGGGCCAAAGGAGACACCGGACUGCAAGGGUCCAAAGGACAGAAAGGCUCACAAGGGGCUUCUGGAAACAAUGGAUUUGGAGGUACUGUUUACGUACGCUGGGGCAGGAAGACAUGUCCCUCGGGAGGCGCAACAAUGGUCUACUCUGGUGUGGCAGGAGGAACACAUUACCGGCAAACCGGUGGCGGAACCAACUACCAGUGUCUCCCGACCGACCCACAAUGGGGGCGCUACCAGAACGGAGUCCAUGGCUACAGUGCAUACAUGUACGGCGCUCAAUAUCGGAUCGGCACAAACGUCCCAUUCGGCUCCACAUACCUCGAUGCCCACGACGUCCCGUGUGCGGUCUGCUACGUCCCGGCACGCGGCAGUAAGUUAAUGAUCCCUGCCCGUAAGAACUGUUAUAGCGACUGGACAGAGGAGUACGAUGGGUAUCUCAUGGCAAAUUCGCACGCCCUCGACAGUGCUACAGAGUAUGUCUGCGUGGAUGACAACCGCGAGACGGUACCAGGCGGACAAGCCGACCAGGCCUCAGCGCGGUUCUACCCCGUGGAAGCCCGCUGUGGGGCCCUGCCCUGUCCCAACUACGUGGAAGGGCGGGAGCUCACCUGUGUGGUCUGCACAAAGUGAAACUUCAAGUCAACACAUAACCUUCAUGCAUAACCUAGCAGCUUGAUCUGGAACUGCAGAGGCACUUGUUUGAAAAAUCUUUGAAGGAGGAUAACUCAAUAACAGGUUUCGGAUUAUUGAGAUUUUCAGACCAAGUCUAUAAGUAGCUUAAGUGAUACUUGACAUGAUAAAGUUAGAUAACAACAUUACUAUACUUUAGAAGGAAAUUCAAUAUAUCUGCUGCAUUCCAUUAUAGGACUACCAACUUUUGAUGCAUGUAAUUGAGAACGAGACAUUCAUAAAUAUCGAUUAUGUAAAUGGUGUACCAAUUUGUAUAAUUAAUGAUAGAAUGCUAUAAUUUCAUAGUGGUAACUAAAUUGCAGGAAUAUCAUACUUGCUUCGUUUGGAAGCUAGGUGAAGGGGAAUAACAUUAAAUAUAACUUAUCCAAAUCUGUACCUUACUGCAUUAUUUAUGAGGAAAAGCUAGAAUAGC
Molecule: messenger RNA, 1420 nt
Organism: Branchiostoma belcheri (Belcher's lancelet)
Lineage: Eukaryota; Metazoa; Chordata; Leptocardii; Amphioxiformes; Branchiostomatidae
Product: short-chain collagen C4-like
Exons: 6
Coding region: 22-948 (308 amino acids)
Source: RefSeq, a predicted model, not a curated record